This is a messenger RNA of Dibothriocephalus latus, 513 nucleotides long. Lineage: Eukaryota; Metazoa; Platyhelminthes; Cestoda; Diphyllobothriidea; Diphyllobothriidae. The record is from the annotation of a GenBank genome assembly.
AUGGCACUAAACCCAGUUCACAUACUUGUAUCCCCCAACAGGUUUGUCCUACAGACUAUCGGCCAACCCCCCUUCCAGGUUCAACGAGAUAACCUGGAUACCGUUAUUUUCUUGAAGAUCUGUUGUUCCUGCUUCCUGGAUAACGGAUCCGCGGAGACGGGUGCGGGAAACGUUACCCUUGAAAUAUCUUCUCGGUGUUCUGGGCCCUGGCACGCUGGCAUAGCCCCCGCCGUCCUCUUCAUUCCACUGGUUCCCUCGGGAGUGUGCAUCUGUCCACGGGGCGCGACCAACUGCCGGCACCUCUUCGCCCACCCCAGCCUUGGUGUUUGUUUCGAUGAGCGACUGAUCUUCAGACCUGUAUGCGAAGAGGACCUUCCCUUUGAUCCCGCCUCCAGCCGGCUUUGGUCUGGCCUCUUUCUCAUCGUUGGAUUCCUCGUGGCCGGGGUGUUUGUGGGUAUCGUGAUAAAGGCCUAUCUGCGAUCCAGAGGCAGCCUUCCAAACGUUCCAAAGUAA